This is a messenger RNA of Triticum dicoccoides, 1114 nucleotides long. Its product is annotated as short-chain dehydrogenase TIC 32, chloroplastic-like. The record is from RefSeq and is a predicted model, not a curated record. The transcript is spliced from 3 exons. Bases 415 to 918 code for a protein of 167 amino acids. NCBI's taxonomy places the organism in Eukaryota, Viridiplantae, Streptophyta, Magnoliopsida, Poales, Poaceae.
CCCCGCUGCCGCCGCCACCUCCUCCCUGUACCCGCCCCUCCCGCUCCAGUCCUCUCCCACCCACCGCCGACCUCGCCGUCCUCCUCACCCACCACCGCCGACCUCGUCCCUCCCUCCCCUCUCUGCAUCUCCCGGCCACCUCUACGUCCGAGGAGAUCGAGCGAGCGCCCGAGUGUGCCCGUCCUCGCAGCCUCCUCCCAGGAUUCCCCACACCCGAGCCCCACGAGAGGAGCUCCUCCUGUGUUUUUGCACGCCGCUGCCGGCGACCACCAGCCACAGCUUGCCGGGGCCAGCAGAUGAGUGUCACCCUUCUUCUCUGUUCUCUUCUUCCCGUGCUCUCUUUCUUCCUCCUUUCUCUCUCUCACACAUCUCGAUUUCUCUCUCUGUCUCAAACAGUGCACUUCGCCACCAUGGAUGCUCGCGUCCCCGACCUUGCAGCGCGCCACCCCGAUGCGAACGGUGGACUCCUUCCUCUUCUUGGAAUUCUUCUCCGCCAGCCGGCCGCCGCCUCCGCUUCGUCAUCGGUGGAAUCCAUUCAUCGGAGAAGAGAAGAGAAGAGAAGAAAAGAUGCUGCCUUGGAUCUUCAGCCGGAAGGGCGCCUCGGGCUUCUCCUGGGCCUCCACCGUCGACCACGUCACCGCCGGCAUCUCCGCGUCCGGCCUCACCACAAUAGUCACGGGUGCAUCGAGCGGGAUCGGCGCGGAGACGGCGCGGGUGCUGGCGGGGCGCGGUGCCCAUGUCGUCAUGGCCGUCCGCAACCUCGCCGCCGCAGAGGACGUGCGCCAGGCCGUCCUCGCCGAGUCCCCCGCCGCCAGCCUCGACCUCAUGGAGCUGGACCUCUCCUCCCUCGCCUCCGUCCGCAAGUUCGAUGGCGACUUCGACGCCACCGGCCUCCCCCUCAACAUCCUCGUAUUUUGAACAUGCAAGCAAAUAUGCAGGAGUAAACAAGUUCUUGCAGUAGAUAUUAUAUUUUGAGUAAAUUCAAGACGAAAGAUGUUCAAAGAAGCUCCAAGACAUUCUUAUAUAGCAAGUUAUGUAAUAAUAGCUGGGUUAUCUGGGAAUUUAAUGUAUCUUCUCUCUGUUUGUGAAUGAAAUAGUAAUUAUGUAUGUGAAU